This is a messenger RNA of Drosophila hydei, 2395 nucleotides long. RefSeq names its product glycerophosphocholine phosphodiesterase GPCPD1. The record is from RefSeq and is a predicted model, not a curated record. Gene Ontology annotation, biological process: glycerophospholipid catabolic process. Lineage: Eukaryota; Metazoa; Arthropoda; Insecta; Diptera; Drosophilidae. The transcript has a single exon. Gene Ontology annotation, molecular function: glycerophosphocholine phosphodiesterase activity; starch binding. Bases 28 to 2190 code for a protein of 720 amino acids.
CUACAGAUUUAGAUAUAGAUAGAGAAAAUGCAUCGCUGGUUCUUUGCCAAUGAACGAGAGUACUGCCAAGUGCGUGGCAUUGAUGAUGCAUCGGCUUUUGAUGCGAAUAGCGAUAAAGCUGAGCCAGAAAUCGUCUAUACGGAUUGGCCGUUCUGCGUGACAACGGCGAAGCCGCUGCAGGGCAAUGAAUAUCUGGCGAUAACGGGAAAUUGCGAUGUGUUGGGCAAUUGGCAGCCCAAGAGCGUACACAUAAUGCAAGCUUCCGACUGCAAGUGUCAAUGCGCCUGCCAAUGCAUCAAGUUCGAGGCGACGGUGCGAAUUCCGCGCAACAAGGACAUCGAAUAUCGCUACUGCAUCGUUGGCUACGACCCGUUGGCGGACAAUGUGAUCAUACGCUUCUGGGAAGUGAUGGAACACCCGCGAAUAAUACGAAUGUGUCACAAUAUGUUAAGGCACUGCGAAGUCUUUGGCAAGAUCGAUAGGAACGCCACCGAUAUCAAUGUGGAUCGUGGCUGGGCCACAACGGAGACUAUCGUCCAGUUCAGGAUCUUCAAUGCGCCAUUCUUGUGGCUGAAGCAAGCGCCUCGACUGCUCUAUAUCUAUAUACAGCCGAUGUUUGAGACGCCGCCAGAGCGCUGUCUGGGUCGGACCAUGGACCCAGUGCGAUUGACCAUGCCCAUCACGUGUCGACGCUCGACAAUAAAUCAACAAAAUUUGCAAAUGGCCUUCACGGAGGUUGCCAAUCUCAAUUUCUCCGAAAGCCUGCACAUGCAGCCGAAGCAAGGGGUUCGCUGUGGACCGCAUGAUCUGCAGAUGUAUCAUUUCUCGCUGGCCCAUCCGCUGGAGACGCUCUACCGACUCGAUCUAUACACGUAUGCCCACAAGGCAGCCCCCGAUGAGCCCUCCUAUCACUAUGGCUAUGGCUUCGUACAGCCAACGGACCUGCACGGUUCGGAGGGCUGGCUGCGCAUCAAUAUCAAUUGUGCGUCCACGCAUCGACCUUUGAUCGAAAUGAGUUUGACGUAUUUGAUCAUCAGGCCGUUGGAGAGCAUCAGGUGUGAUCUUAGCGUCACCUACGAACGUUUCUGGAGCGAAAAGCAUUUGCCCAUGGAGAUCGGGCAUCGCGGCACUGGCAAUACGUAUCGCUUGGGCGAUGAUGUUUAUCGCGAAAACACUAUGUUUGCCUUCAAUCGUGCUGCUGUACAUAAUGCCGAUAUGAUUGAGGUGGAUGUGAUGCUAACGAAGGACGCUCAGGUUGUGAUCUAUCAUGACUUUGUACUGAAAUUUGCCCUCUGCUCGGCGUGGUGUGUGGAAAAGCUGCUGACCGAAUACGAUGUGAUGAUCUGUCCGUUUGAGCACUUCAGUCGGAAUCGCCUUUUGGCUAUGGGCGGCCGGAAGCGAGGCGAUUCGAUUUUAGUGCCCGUCGAAUCCUUUUGCUACGACGAACUGCAAUUGGUUCAGCCCUUACGUUACGUCUCGGCCAGCGGCUGCUCCACCGUUUGCGAGCGACAUCUGUUGAAUCAGAAGCCCUUUCCGCUGCUCCGCGACGUCUUCAAUAAGGAUAUGUUGUCGCUGCCCCCGAACGUGGGCAUCAAUAUCGAAGUGAAGUGGCCGCAACAGGAUACCAAAGGUUGCUGGCAGCGGCACAGCUCGAAGCCGAAGUUCGAUCGCAAUUUCUAUGUGGACAAAGUGAUCGAAGUGGUAUUUCGCUACGCGGGCAAUCGUCGCGUCAUGUUCUCCAGCUUCGAUGCGGACAUUUGCAUUAUGCUGCGCUAUAAACAGAACUUCUAUCCUGUUCUGCUGAUGGUGCAGGCUGCGGAGUUACCCGUGCAGUUCGCCGAUCAGCGUGUCAAUAACAUGGAGAACGCCGCCUUUCUGGCCAGCAUUAUGGAAUUCUUCGGUAUGAAUUUCUAUACGAGCACCUUGUUCAAGCAGCCGCUUAUAUUGGGCCACAUUAAGGAGUUGCACAUGCAGGGCAUUGUCUGGGGCUCAGAGACGACCGAUGCCAAGAUCAGGGAUAAGCUAAAGAGAUAUGGGGCAGUUGGUGUUACUUACGAUCGCAUCGAUCAGCAAAAUCAGGUUGGCGAGGAGCUGCGAGGCUAUGUCUACUGCAUCGAUUCGAUAGCGACGCGGAAUCAUGUGAAAAAUUUGCUCGAAUCCGAAAAGCUGAUCAAGUGUGCAAAGGGCUAGAAAGACAUAGAGAGAGAGCGAGAAAGUGCAAGAGAGUGUGCGAAAGAGAGAGGCAGAAAUCGUUUCUAUUUUUAUCAAUCGAGUUUUUUUAACAAAGGCAACAGCGUAUGUAUGUUUUAUGAGAAUCAAAUUAUUUUAAGUUAAAUAUAUAUUUGAUAUUUCUAAGGUAGUUAAAGCCUUUGCUGAAAAAUAUAUCUGAUAUGAA